ACAUCCGCUCGUUUACACAGACGCCCCCAUCCACGCGCAAUCGGUCUACUCAUUUCCCACCGGCUGGACCUCCCCCAUGCCUGAGCCAGUGUGUGGUGGCGAGACAAGCCUACUGUACCGCCAGAGUCCGUGAGGGGAACAGUUGCUUGCUGGGCAGAUUAGACGAUACCAGUCGGGAAGGACGCGGCACGAAGAGGACCAAACAGACCCACGGUCUAUGUUCCCCCGCGUGGAUGGAUGGACCGAGAGAGAAUACAACCUGGACCUGCAGUGCAGAACUGGCUUUUCAGGCUACCUUUGAUUCAACGCAUUUUGUUGACGGUCAGUCCUCCCUAGUCCUGGAUCCAGAGCUCUCUGUCUCCGCCCCGGCCCCAGAGGACUCCCCCACACACCUAGGCACCAUGACCCAGGAGGGGCAGGGACACCCCCAGACUGAACCCCCUACAUCCACAGACAGCCAAGGGGAGACGCCAGCCCACCCUGCAGAGAAGCCAGCCACAAACCAAGGGCUGGAGGGGCAACGUCUGGAGGUGGAGGGGAUAGAGGGGACUAAUGAGAAGGAAGGGGAAGAAAGUGUUACGGUACAAAGGGAAAUACACAGAGAAAGAGAAGGUGAGGAAAGUGGAAAGGGAGAGGGUGAUGAGGUAGUUGAGGGAGUGGAACAAGUGAUGCAGGGAGAAGGAGAGGUGCAUGAAGAGAGAGAGAGUAUGGCAGAGACAAGUGAUGAAGAAGAUGGAGUGGGGGAUGAGAGGAUAGAUGCAGGGGAUGGUCAGCCAGACAGAGAGCUAGAGAGAGAGGAGGAGAGGGAAGAAAGGGAGGAGGAGGUGGAGAAAGAGGGGGAUAACAUGAACACAGAGGCCACAGAGGAGUCAGAACCAGCCUGCGAGCCCGGCUGUGAGGAGGAAGAGGAGGAGGAGGGUGAGGAGGAGUUACCUCCACCACCACCACCUGAGGAUCAGGAAGAAGACCAGGACCAGGACCAGGACUUACCAGACCCACCACGGUCUCUGGACAUAGUCAGGCUGGACAAUGGGAUAGGACCUGAGAAUGGAAUCAAAGGGCAUGAAGAGGAGGAUGAUGAAGAUGAUGAAGAUGAAAGAGAAGGAGGCGGCUUAGUGGAGGUCAUCCAUGAACACCUGGACACGUUCAGCUCCACCUUCGAGUGUUCCGUAGAGCUGGCGGACACAGAGGUGGAGGAAGAGGAGGAGGAGGAAGGGGAGGGAAGGGAGAACCAGGACAGCUUCAGCUCUGUGUUUGAACGCAUCGUGGAGCAUGUUGUCGCCAUAGAGGGGGAGGAAGAGGAAGAUGAGGAAGACGGGGAGGGAGAGAGGGAGAAGAGCGGGAUGGACAACAAGGACGGCUUCAGCUCGACGUUUGAGCGUAUUGUUGAGUCUGCGCUUCUUCGUGGGGGGACGUGCUACAGUAGUCUAGACUCCCUGGAUGUCCUGUCACUCACAGACGAGACAGACAGCUGUGUCAGCUUCGAGGCUCCGCUCACCCCCCUCAUCCAGCAGAGGUCCUUUCUCCAGAGUCCUGAGCCUCUGGAGCUGGAACUAGCCACUGUCAUGGAGCAGGAGGGAAGCGAGGCUGGACCCGAGGCCCAACGAGGAGAGCCUGAGCCUGGGGAGAGUGUUGCAGGCCGUGAGCUUGGAUCUGGAGGAAGCCCACUGCGGACCACCAUCACCGGGACCAGGUCGGAGUUUGUCCUGAGCCAGCCUGGCCGAUGGGCCAUCCCAAAUGGGUUUCACAUGAACACCCAGGGGGGAGCGGAGGGUUCUGGAGCCAUACCCAACUCUAUGAGUGAUACCAACGUCACUGACGUGCUGUCGGACUCGGACUCGGAGCUGAGCGGUCUGGAGCAGCUGGAGAGAGGCAGCACGGACACCCUGGCCAACAGUUGCCGUGCCGAAUGUAACGCCGCCAAACGCCUUGCCAAGCGCCUGUUCUACCUGGAGGGCUUCAAACGCUGCGAUGUGGCACGCCACCUGGGAAAGAAUAAUGAGUUCAGCCAGCUGGUGGCGUCAGAGUACCUCAGCUUCUUUGACUUCUCUGGUCUGUCAUUGGACAAGGCCCUGAGGAACUUCCUGAAAGCCUUUCCUCUGAUGGGGGAGACCCAGGAGAGAGAAAGGAUCCUGGUCCACUUCUCUAAGAGGUUCUGUGUCUGCAACCCCACAGCCCUCGCCCCCGAAGGAAAGGACAUAUCCGAACGGAAUGAUAAUGAUGAAGAAGAUGAUGACGGAGCCCAUACGUUAACCUGCGCCCUAAUGCUGCUCAACACUGAUCUACAUGGACACAACAUUGGGAAGAAGAUGUCUUGCCAGCAGUUCAUCAGUAAUCUGGAUAGCCUAAAUGACGGCAAAGACUUCCCUAAAGACCUAUUAAAGGUGUUGUAUAAUUCAAUAAAGAACGAGAAACUUGAAUGGGCAAUUGAGGAAGAGGAGUUCAGGAAGAGUCUAUCAGAGCUGGUGGAGGAGCAGUGUGAGGGAGGGGGGAAGAGGGGGGUUGCCAGGGUAACGGAUGGCAAUAACCCUUUCAUCGCCAUCCCCAUCCUACUCAACGCUGUCACCUAUAAACAUGGUAGACCCAACGUCCUCAAACUAAAGACCUCUGACUGGAGAGUGUUCCUACUGCAGGCACCGAGUGAGGAGGAGAUGAUGUCAUGGAUAUUUCGUAUUAACCUGGUAGCAGCUCUGUUCUCUGCCCCGGCCUUUCCUGCUGCCAUCGGCUCCAUGAAGACGUUCUGUAGACCUCUACUGCCCUCCUCUUCUACCCGGCUAAACCAGGAGGAGCAGCUGCAGUUUCACGAGGGGAAGCUGAAGCAGAUGAGUAUGGAGGUGGAGGAACACAGGAAGAGUCCGCCCUCGCCUUCUCCCAAGAGCAGAGAGUGGGAGGAGUACCGAAUCAAAGAGCACUACCUCAUAUAUGAGAAGAGUCGGUACGAGACGUAUAUCAACCUGCUCCAGGCCAAGAUGAGGGCAGAGACAGACGACCUGGAGAAGAUAGAGGCUAGCGUGMUGAGCGGGAUCGGSGAGGGCCGAGGGGGGCGCGAGGGCUACCUCCGGAAGACCCAGUCCUCUCCUUCCAUCAGCCAGCACGAUGUCAAUGGCAGGGCCUCUGGACGCACUGCCCCGGGCCAGCGGAGUUGAGAGGAGACCCCCCU
Molecule: messenger RNA, 3160 nt
Organism: Salvelinus sp. IW2-2015
Lineage: Eukaryota; Metazoa; Chordata; Actinopteri; Salmoniformes; Salmonidae
Source: RefSeq, a predicted model, not a curated record